Molecule: messenger RNA, 459 nt
Organism: Prunus mume (Japanese apricot)
Lineage: Eukaryota; Viridiplantae; Streptophyta; Magnoliopsida; Rosales; Rosaceae
Source: RefSeq, a predicted model, not a curated record
AUGGUUGGUGCCAAGCCGUGUUCUACAACUAUUGGUUUUGUUAAAUUGGAUCACAGUGAGGACCUUCUUCCUGAUCCCACCUUUUAUCUGUCCAUUGUGGGUGCAUUACAGUGUAUUACUUGGACUCGGCGAGACAUAUCUUUCAUUGUGGGGCAACUUUGUCAGUUUAUGCAUUCUCCUCACCUCCCUCAUUUUCAAGCUACCAAGCUUUUAUUACGAUAUCUUAAAGGUACCAUUGAUCAAAGGUUGCUUUUUAAGCCUGGCACACCUACUCUUCAAGCAUUUUAUGAUGCUGACUGGGCUAGUGGCCCAUUUGAUCGUCGCUCUACCAGUGGCUUUUGCGUUUUCUUUGGUCAUAACUUGAUCUCCUGGUCCUCUAAGAAGCAUCCUAUUGUUGCUCGUAACUCCACCGAAGUCGAAUAUCGUUCUCUUGCUCACACGUCUGCUGAACUCAUCUAG